This is a messenger RNA of Clonostachys byssicola, 2634 nucleotides long. The record is from the annotation of a GenBank genome assembly. NCBI's taxonomy places the organism in Eukaryota, Fungi, Ascomycota, Sordariomycetes, Hypocreales, Bionectriaceae.
AUGUAUCUCACCAAGGCUUUCUGUGUUGGUGCGUCCAUUCUCAGUGUUGUCGAAGCCUCUACUAGCCGUGCUCGCGCGUUUACCAAGAGGCAUGCCGCCAGCUCGGAGGAGUAUGACUUUGUUGUCGUUGGUGGUGGUACCGCUGGUCUGACUGUUGCCCACCGAGUUUCGGCCGCCUUUCCUCAGAAGUCCAUACUGGUGAUCGAGUAUGGCAAGAUUGAGGGGACUGUUGGCUACUUCGACCCGCCCGAGGAUGGGCGUGGUGCCAGCCGCCUCGUCAUAAACUCCCCUCCCGUUGCCAGUGUUAACAACCGCUCUGCUACCGUCAUGCUAGGCAUGACUGUUGGUGGGGGAUCCGCCGUUAAUGGGCAGUUCUUGGAUCGUGGCUCCAGGUACGACUAUGACGAGUGGACGCGACUUGGGAGUCCCGAGUUUGAUAACACCACUGACAUCUGGGACUGGGAGAACUUUGGGCCCGCUUUCGGCAAGGCGAGUGCUAUCCCUUGGCUAUCCUCGCGCAGAAACCCCUUGCCAAUGCAGAUCCUCAUUCUAACUUCAAUCUGUUACGACGAGCUUGCAGGACAGUACGGUUACACUUGGGAUGCCUCCUAUUAUCCCGGUGACUCCAUUCAGGCCUCUUUCCCGCCCUUCCAGUGGCCUGUCCAAAACGUUGGGUGGAAGGCCUACGAGGAGCUCGGCCUCGAUACCCCCGUCAGCUGUGAUAAUGGGAACAAGCAUGGUACCUGCUGGGUUCCCACGGCCCAGAACUCUGAAACCGUCGAGCGAUCCCACGCUGGUGUCGGUCACUAUACUAGGGUCGUUGAUUCCCUCCCCAACCUCCACCUCCUCGUUGAGCACAAGGUUACGCGCCUCAUUAUCGACAGGGACAAUGAUGCACCGCCCACUGUCCAGUUUCGACCCGUUGCUGGCGGCGAGGUCCAGACCAUCCGUCCCAAGCAUGAAGUAAUAUUGUCGGCCGGUGCCAUCCACACGCCCCAGAUCCUCCAGCGCAGUGGUGUAGCUUCUGCCGAGUACCUCAAGUCCGAAGGCAUUGAUCCAGUUGAGGACCUUCCUGGUGUUGGCCAGAAUUUCCAGGAUCACUGCGGCACUCCCCUAGCCUGGUCUUAUGACGAACCUUCCCCCAGGGAGGGCGACAUCACAAACAACGCAACUUACGCUGCCGAGGCUGUCGCGCAGUUCCGUGAGCGCCCUGCCCGCGGUCCUUACACUCUCGCCAUGGGUAACAGCGCUGCCUACGUCGCCCUGAAGCACGUCAACCCCCAGUGGAAGCAAAUCGUUGCUGAUAUCCGCGCCCAGAUCGACGACCGCUCUGCUCUUGGAUAUCUCACCCCCACGGCUGCCGAGUCUGUUCAGGAGGGCUACCUCGCGCAGCUCGAGAUCAUCGCCCAGGCUCUCGAGCACUCUGAGCACCCCAUCCUUGAGAUGCCCUUCCAUACCGGCCCUGCAAUCGCCUUCCUCCUCAAGCCUCUCAGCCGUGGCUCCGUUGUCUUGAACUCGGAUGACCACGAUGCUACCCCCAUCGUCAACUAUGCCACCGGCGCAAACCCAAUCGACCUCGAGAUCAUGGUCACCUACGUCGACUACUUCCGCCGUAUCUACGCUACUAAUACGUGGCAGGAGCUCGGUGCUGUCGAGGUCGCGCCCGGCGCUAAUGUGACUGCUCACGACGCUCUUAUUGAGUACGUCAAGGACAACGUCGUCCAGUCACUCAUGCACCCCUGCUGCACGGCAGCCAUGCUCCCACGUGAGAAGGGCGGCGUCGUGGACUCGGGUCUCUCAGUCUACGGCAUCUCUGGUCUCCGUGUUGCCGACUGCUCGAUCAUUCCCACCAUCCCUGCCGCACAUACUACCACGACGGCAUAUGCCAUUGGCGAGAAGAAUUCUCUCGAGAUAUUUCAACCAAUUCUCACCCAGCACCUUUCUCAUCUUCUCCUCACUCCACCCCUUCCUUGCCAUCGCGACAGCCAGUUGGGCCCGGUCGGCCAGCGGACCGAGAGGCUUCACAACCUUCUGGCUCCCCCAUGGGGUGAGCUGCCUCGCAUACCCCUUGUCCUUGUUACACCAUGCCAUGAAGUCGCUCGGACGUCCGUGGCCCUCGCUCGCGUCGGAGCCGAUGCCGACGAGAUCCUCUCCCGCGAGGCCGAUGACAUAGUCGAGGGCAUCUACAUAGUCGUCGAUGGUGCUGUCGUUGCCCUUUGCCAUGUGCGGACCAAACUGGCUGAGGCCGAUGAAACCACCCUUGGAGGCGAUCAGCUUGAUCAAGCGGUCGUCCUUGUUCCGCGGAUGCUCCUUCAGUCCUCCCGGAAGCACGUGCGAGAAACACGGUGGCUUGCCCUCUGGAGCAUAGUUGAUGACAUCUUCACUGGUUUGAGGUCCGACAUGGCUGAGAUCGCAGACAAUCCCGAGCUUGGCCAUCUCAUCCACCACCUGUCUUCCGAACCCGGUCAGCCCAGAGUCCCUCAGCUCCGUGUACCCGGCGCCGCUGUAGUUUUGCGUGUUGUACGUCAGCUGCAUCUUGCGGACACCCAGAUCGCGGAAGACGCGCAGGUAGGACAGCUGGUCCUCGAUGCCCGCUGUGUUCUGCCAGCUGAGCAAUACGGCGGUGCGGCCUGA